Messenger RNA from Lathyrus sativus (Indian pea), 1503 nucleotides. The record is from the annotation of a GenBank genome assembly. NCBI's taxonomy places the organism in Eukaryota, Viridiplantae, Streptophyta, Magnoliopsida, Fabales, Fabaceae.
AUGGAUUCUCCCACUAUCUCAUCUUCUUCCUCUGACUUUUCUUCCAUAGCCACCGCUGAUCAGACUGCGGCCCGGAGUAGGAGAAGUGGCGGCAGCAGUGAAGUGGCGGCUGCGGAACAAUCACGGCGGUGGCAUGAUGUUUUCUGGUUAGGGAUAUUUGUGAUCCAUUUGAUUGGACUAGGAUUCCUUCUUGGGGUUCUUGGCUUCAAUAGGUUUGAGAUAGAGAAUAGGCUUGACAUUGAUAAGUACACCUCGGGUCUUUCGGGGAAUGAAGCUGGGUUGACCGAGACUUACUGGCCGCUCUAUGGGGCGGCUGGUGGAAUUGGGACUGUUCUUGGAUGGACUUGGAUGUUGUUGUUGGGUUCCCGGGCUACUCAAAUGAUGAAGGUUUCUGUUCACAUACUGACCACUUAUCUCGCUGUCAUCAGUGUUUUGUGUUUCUGGACCGAGCAGAUUUUCUGGGGGGUUGCUUUUGCUAUCGGCGCUGCUCUCCAGUUCUUGUAUGUUAUAUCCGUCAUAGACCGGCUUCCAUUUACGAUGUUGGUUUUGCAAAAAGCUGUGAAGAUGGUUUGGAAUCUUCCCGAGGUUAUGAGAGUAUCAAUAGCAUUUAUGUUUGUUGUGCUUUUAUGGAUGGCCUUAUGGUCAUUUGGAGCAGCAGGUGUUGUGGCUUCAAACUUGAGUGAUGGGGGACGCUGGUGGCUUCUUGUGAUUUUCUCUGUAAGCUUAUUUUGGACAGGUGCAGUGCUCUGUAAUACCGUGCACGUUAUCGUGUCUGGGAUGGUGUUUCUUGUUCUACUCCAUGGUGGUAGAGAGGCUGCUUCGAUUCCCGCUAACUCCUUAACGAAAUCUUUACAGUAUGCUUUAACAACAUCUUUCGGUAGCAUUUGUUAUGGCUCGUUAUUCACUGCUGCUAUUAGGACACUGCGAUGGGAGAUACGUGGACUUCGGUCAAAGAUUGGCAACAACGAGUGUUUACUUUGCUGUGUUGAUUUCCUUUUUCAUCUUGUGGAGACUCUCGUUCGAUUUUUUAACAAAUAUGCCUAUGUUCAGAUAGCUGUUAACGGUAAAAGCUUUAACCAUUCAGCUAGAGAUGCGUGGGAGCUAUUUCAGUCAACCGGGGUCGAGGCACUUGUGGCCUACGAUUGUUCAGGCGCUGUCCUGCUAAUGGGCACCGUCUUUGGCGGGUUGAUAACCGGAACUUGCUCUGGCGCAUGGGCGUGGGUUAAAUGGAGCGACAGAGUUAUUAUGAUUGGCUCCACAUCCAUGCUUAUGGGAAUGGUUUUGGUUGGAUUGGCAAUGGUUGUGGUGGAGAGUGCUGUUACGUCGAUAUAUAUCUGUUAUGCAGAAGACCCUUUAUUGAUUCAGAGAUGGGAUGCUGAGUUUUUCAACCAGAUGUCCGAGACACUGCAUCACCGACUUCAAUAUCGGAGUGCUCGAGCCAGGGAAGUUUUAACUCAUUAUCGACUCAAUGACGAUCCGAUACGAGAAAACGCCGCUAUUUGA